AUGGAUGACCAGCGAUGUGUCUUAAAUGUUAGUCCCCAGUCCACUCCCAAACACAAACCCAGUCAGAGCACUGUGCCCAACGGUCCAGAUUCUGAAAAGUUCUUCAGCCUGCUGGCCAACUCUCAGGGCCGACGGCUGGAUGACCAGCGGGCCUCUCUUCCUUCGUUGCCAAGGAUACAGAAUGGAGGUACCACAUCAACCGCUUCGGAGAGGGAUGCAAGCUACUUGUGUUCCAUGGUCUCCAAAGUCCAGAGUGCCCCAUCUACUCAACGUAAAGAGCAUCCCAGUUCAGACACAUCUACUAAAUCUCCCCGAAGGGUUCCCUCCCUGAACCGUGCCAAACCUGACAAGGCUUCUCCACGCCACGCCACCGUGUCUGAAAGUACACCAACAACAUCAACUAAGGACUGUUGCAGACUUACCUCACCGUCCCGGACGGCUUAUGCAGAAUCUGGCACCCCCAGAGCUCUACCCAAAUCUGCUUCAUUUACCCCCGUGACAGAAUAUCAGCAAAAGCUAAAUUCCCCAGCACAGGUGACAGUGAGGGUGUCCAUGAGCUUCACACCAGAGCAGGGACUGACGAAUAUCAACCAAGCGUGUACGUUCCCUGAAGUCUUCCUCACUCUCGGAGCCCCUGGAGAUAACCUUGUGAUCCCUCUGAGCCCAGGACCUGGCAGGCCCCUGUCCUUUAACUUAAACCUUAUCCCAAAAGAAGAUUCCAGCCACUGCUCUCCAAGCCAUGCCAGUCCCAGAAAAGCCCACUCAAGGCCGUCAUCUCCCAACCCCCAUGAACAGGGCAGCAUGAACAGCCCCAUCACUCCAGAUGAAGACUGCUUCUCUCUGAUUGAGAAGGUUCACACAGCUCAGCUGCAGAAGGGGUUGGCUCAAGACGGACAUAAAUGCAAAGGGGAUCCUGGAAAGGGGAGGGAAAAGGCAGGGCAAGGAAAGGGAAAGGCGAGUGGAAAGAAAGAUAAGAAGGAUGGUGGCAAUAAACAAUAGUAUGCCACUUUGUAAAUUAUCUUUUGAGGAAAGCAAUAGAAGAUGCAUGUAAGGUGUCAGUGAUUGGCUAGGAAAAUAAUUGAUUGAACGAUGUUAAUCAAAUUGUAUCCGUAGUUUGUAUUUGCCCACACUAAUUAGAAGCUCUUAGUACCACUAAAGUGUAUUGUUUUUACUGUUUUAACUGGGUAGGUUAUUUGU
Molecule: messenger RNA, 1197 nt
Organism: Cyclopterus lumpus (lumpfish)
Lineage: Eukaryota; Metazoa; Chordata; Actinopteri; Perciformes; Cyclopteridae
Product: sialidase
Exons: 6
Coding region: 1-999 (332 amino acids)
Molecular function (GO): protein binding; guanyl-nucleotide exchange factor activity
Source: RefSeq, a predicted model, not a curated record